This is a messenger RNA of Macrobrachium nipponense, 1986 nucleotides long. RefSeq lists its product as uncharacterized. Gene Ontology annotation, molecular function: zinc ion binding; nucleic acid binding. Bases 1 to 1986 code for a protein of 661 amino acids. The record is from RefSeq and is a predicted model, not a curated record. NCBI's taxonomy places the organism in Eukaryota, Metazoa, Arthropoda, Malacostraca, Decapoda, Palaemonidae. The transcript has 5 exons.
AUGACAUGUCGAGGGUGGGUGACGAGAGCUUCCAAGGUUCUGAGUGACCUUCUGGAGUCCUCCACCACAACCAUUAGUCAAUUUGAGUACGCCAUCAAGGAAUACGACCAAGAAGCAAUAGAAAUUGAUGUAGCUGAAGAAGAACUAGAACAACUUUUGGAUGAAGCCCAUGAGUUUAGACCAAAAAGUGUGCAGCCUAGGAUACAAGCUGAAGACCAGAUAAGGAAGUUAGCAGCAGCAGCAGUGGGUCCUGGCUCUAAAGCUGGCAGUAUUAGUGGACAGUCUUCAUCUCAAGAAUCAGAUGUCACCAACGUCAAGUUACCCAAGCUGGAACUGCCAAAGUUUAGUGGCGAAGUGACCCAAUGGCAGUCCUUCUGGGAUCAUUAUACUUCCCACAUCGAUGCAACAGACCUUCCAGUGAUCAGUAAGUUCACCUAUUUGCUGUCUUUGCUGGAGGGAGAUGCCAAGAAUGUCAACAUUAAUGUCAGCGGACCAAAGGGUGUAGCACAGCUGUGGAAAUUACGAGAUGACAUUCUAAUACACAUCCGCAGUUUGGAGGCGCUAGGCGUCACUGGAAAACAGUGUGAAGUGUUUCUUACACCUAUCAUCCUCUCUCGUUUGCCCAGUGAACUGCGGCUAGAGUGGGCCAGGGAUGGUGAUGGACAUGAGAGUGAUUUAGAUUGGUUAUUGACAUUCUUAGACAAGGAAAUUUCAAGAUUAGAAAGGUCUGAAGCCUUUAAGGGAAAGAGUAGUAGUGAGGAAAAGAAAAUUGAAAGUAAGAGUUCUAAAGACAAGGUGUACUCAACCGCAGCCCUUCAUGCUUCGUCCAAGCAAGAAAACACUAUGUGCAGUUUCUGUGGCAAGAAACACAAAUCAGAAAACUGUUUUGGUGUUCUAGAAUUGAGUGGGAAAGAGCGAGGUGAAAAAAUAAGAAGUUUAGGCCUAUGUUUCAAGUGUUUGAAGAGUGGACACAUGUCAAGAGAGUGUAAAGCUCGUACAAGGUGUACAAAGUGUAACGGUGCCCACUCUACCUUAAUGUGUGGUGUUAGACUGGAAAUUAACCUAAAGAAGGAAGAAAGUGAUGCAAAGGUAGGUGCUGUUGGCAUUGACAAGCUUGGUGAUGUGGCACUUCUGACAGGGCAAGGUGGUAACUGUACCAUUUUACAGAAAGCCAAAGUUCAAGUGAGUGGUAGUGAUGGUACUGUUGUCACUGCUCAGGUAAUGUUUGAUAAUGGUGCAGACAGAUCAUAUGUUAGUAGCAAAUUUGUGAAGAAGUGUAAACCACAGUGGAUCACUAGUGCACCUAUGCCAUACUCUAGUUUUGGGGGUCAUAGUAGUGGAAAAAAUGAACACAGAAAUGUUUAUGAGUUAAAGUUGUGGGACUCUGACAAGAAAUUGGUACCAUAUCAUUGGCUGGCGGAGAUUCCCAGAAAUGUCAGCCCUUGGGUAGGCCUUUCUGAUGAUUACCACCAUGAUUCUCCCAUUGAGAUUGAUACACUGAUUGGUCUAGAUUUCUACUGGGCACUGAUUUCUCCUGAAGAUGCCUUCCAAAUUAACCAUGUUGUAGCCAUGAAGUCUGUCUUUGGUUAUGUCUUGAGUGGCAGGCUGUAUGAAACCACUCGCACUUAUUCAGAUUUGUGUAAGUUUUGGGAUCUGGAAACUGUAGGGGUUAAGCCUUGGGAACUUGUUGAAAGUUAUAGUGAGACUAAAGUUUUCAAAGAAUUUGAGAAACAAAAUAAGGAGCUUAAGAAAGAUUAUCAAAAAGUGUUUGAUAGUUAUGAGUCUGAUCACAUGAUAGAAGAGGUACCAAGGCAGGAAAUUUCAGGUGUGAAUCCUGUGUACUAUAUGCCUUAUCGUCCAGUAGGGAAGUUAAGCAGUUCAAGUACUAAGAUAAGGCCUGUGUUUGAUGCCUCUUGUUACAAUGGUGUUUCCUUGAGCCAGGCGCUCUCCUCAAUUCCUUUACCUUCCUGCACGAUGUGGGCUUAA